AUGCAUGCGUGGCGCAGCUUGACCAUCAGGUCCACCGGCACGGGCGCCGCCAGUCACAGGCACCAGCGGGGCUUCUCAGCUCGCCCGGCGAUCCUUUGGGCGCCCGGGUUGGUCGAGACGGACGAUCGGCGCUAUGAGCGGCUCGGAGCGAAGAUCCGAGCGAUGUGCCGCGACAGCGCCGGGCCUGGCUACUGCGUCGUGGGCGCGCGAGGCGAGAUCGCCCUGGGCAACACCCUCCGUGGCCUCGCCUCGGCAUCCGAGCUGGCUAAGAGUCCCAUUGAGUUCAUGGUGCGAUGGCACGAGGAGCAGGAGGGGCGCGCUCUCCGCUUCCGUUGCCAGAUACAUGAAUCCUGGGGCGAGUGGAAGCAAAGGUGGUUUCAGCUGGAUUCCCGGGUCCGCAAGCCCUUAUCCGUCACUCCCAACACCGACGUCGAGAAGUUGGCGGAAGCGAUGGCCGUCACCCACCGCAAGCUUUCUGGCGUGGCUUUCGAGCUUAACCCCAACAACAACGCAGUCUUGUCCAUUGCAGCCAAAGCGUUGGCAACUACCCCGCGGAAGGCUCACAGGGAGGAGAUCGGCGCAGGGCUCGUUUGUGCUCUUCGCUGGCCUAGCAUGGACCACAAGGAGGCAUCAACGCGGGUGUACGGACACGUUUACUGGCGCACCCCGCCGGACGAGAAUUGGGAGGUGCCUCCGCAGUCUGGAAGGACCGCAUCCAGUCCUGCCAGAGACAGCGGCUAA
Symbiodinium sp. CCMP2592 is the source of this 741-nucleotide messenger RNA. The record is from the annotation of a GenBank genome assembly. NCBI's taxonomy places the organism in Eukaryota, Dinophyceae, Suessiales, Symbiodiniaceae.